Molecule: messenger RNA, 894 nt
Organism: Perognathus longimembris pacificus (Pacific pocket mouse)
Lineage: Eukaryota; Metazoa; Chordata; Mammalia; Rodentia; Heteromyidae
Product: olfactory receptor 2A1/2A42-like
Biological process (GO): G protein-coupled receptor signaling pathway
Cellular component (GO): membrane
Molecular function (GO): G protein-coupled receptor activity; olfactory receptor activity
Source: RefSeq, a predicted model, not a curated record
AUGGAAGAAAAUCCAACAAUGGUCACAGAGUUCAUCCUUCUGGGAUUUGGUCUCGGACCUAGGAUUCAUAGAGUCCUUUUCGGAAUGUUCUCUUUCUUCUAUUCCUUCACGUUACUGAGUAACGGAGUCAUCUUGGGGUUCAUCUGCCUGGACCCCAGACUGCACACCCCCAUGUACUUCUUCCUCUCCCACCUGGCCAUCGUCCAUAUCGCCUACGCCUGCAACACGGUGCCCCUGACGCUGGCUGUGAACCUCUUGAAACCUGCCAAGCCCAUCUCCUUUGCCGGCUGCAUGGCGCAGACCUUUCUCUUCCUGACCUUUGCACAUACAGAAUGCCUCCUCCUGGUGGCUGUGUCUGUUAUCAUGAGCUGCAGAGUCUGCAUCUCUCUGGUUGCCACUUCCUGGACAUGCGGCUCCCUCCUGGCUCUGGUCCAUGUGAGUCUCAUCCUGAGGCUGCCCUUCUGUGGACCUCAUGAAAUCAACCACUUCUUCUGUGAAAUCCUGUCUGUGCUCAAGCUGGCCUGUGCUGACACCAGGCUCAAUGUAGUCAUCAUCUUCGCAGCCUGUGUGUUCAUCCUAGUGGGCCCCCUGUGCCUGGUGCUGGUCCCCUACACGCGCAUCCUGCUGGCCAUUCUGAGGAUCCAGUCAGGGGCAGGCCGCAGGAAGGCCUUCUCCACCUGCUCCUCCCACCUCUGCGUGGUGGGGCUCUUCUUUGGCAGUGCCAUUGUCAUGUACAUGGCUCCCAAGUCCAGCCACCCUGAGGAGCAGCAGAAGAUCCUCUCACUGUUCUAUAGCCUUUUCAACCCCAUGCUGAACCCCCUGAUCUACAGCCUGAGGAAUGCAGAGGUCAAGGGCGCCCUGUGGAGGGUGCUGUGUAAGGAAAUUCUAUCCUAG